AUGAAACCAAAUUUCAGAAAUCCUGGUAUUGUAGUUCUUGAGAAAGAUGCAACAAGAAACAUACAUGAUACGGACGGAUGGAAUGACGAACAGACAGAGACGACAUUUCUUGUAUUCGUGUUGAUAUCAGCUUUUCAACAACUAACAACGUUAGCAACGAACCCUGUGUUCACACACAAAACACGCCUCGGAGAAAUAAAGGGCAUUGAAGUCAAAGCAUACAACUCAAAAAUAUAUCAGUUUAAGAAAAUUCCAUACGCUAAGCCACCGUUGGGUACACUUCGCUUUGGGAAACCAAAACCAUUUGGCUCUUGGAAUGACACAUUAAAUGCUACGGAAUAUGGACCAAAUUGUAUGCAAAAUUUCUAUUCAUCAAACAGCCGCUUGAUUCCAAAUCACGAUAGAUCGGAGGACUGUCUUCAUUUAAAUAUUUUUGCUCCACGUGAUGUAAGUAAAAACAGCAGCCGACCUGUGAUGAUCUGGAUUCACGGUGGAAGUUUCACCAACGGACAAGGUAUGAAAUUUAAUGGUACCAAACUGGCAGCGGUAGGUGACGUCAUAAUUGUCACCAUUAAUUAUAGAUUAAACGUUUUUGGUUUUGCCAAUGCUGGUGUAGGAUCGAUCCGGAAUAUUGGACUUUGGGAUCAAAGAUUCGCUAUUUUUUGGGUUAAAAAUAACAUCGAGGAUUAUGGGGGAAAUCCGAAGAAGAUAACUAUUUUUGGUGAAUCAAGUGGUGGAGUUAGUGUAGAACUUCAAGCAAUGAGUCCAAAAAAUAAAGGACUAUUCCAGAGAGCUAUAUCCCAAAGUAUUUAUAUAGAUGGUAUCAUGGAAUGGGAUAGUUAUGAGUCACUCACAAGAGAAAUAGGCCGACUUCUGAAUUGUUCUGAAUGUGUAACCGGAGUAAAUUCUUGUUUAGAUUGUUUGAGAUCAGUGCCAGCUACCAAUCUUCUAAAGGCAUAUUCCGAUGGUUAUAACAAUAUUAAUAGUGGCUACGGACCUACUGUCGAUGGCGAUUUUGUACCAGCUAGUCCUGUUAAUAUGUUAUCAAACCCUACGUCAGAAUCAUCACAAAUGUUUAAUAGUGUUGAUUAUAUGGCGGGAAUAAAUGAUUGCGAGUCAGCUAUACAUUAUUAUUAUUCAAUCAAAGGAGAGAAAAAUAUUGACUUAAAAAAUGGAAUUCCAACAGAUUACCUUUGUAAUUUUUCAAUACCAUACAUUACUAGAACAUAUUAUAUAGACUGUGAAAAACUUUCACAAGAAAUAUGCAAAAAAUACUCUCCAACCGUUACGUCGAGUUCACUGUCACAUGAAACAUCGUUAGCAAUAAACGUUCAUGGAGAUUUUGGUUACGCUUCAGUUACUACUCGUGACUUAGAUUUUCAUACCAGAAGUAGAAGAGGAACAUACCAAUAUCUUUUCACACAUAAGCCAACAUGGAAAUUUUUGAAAGAACGUCCCAGUUGGUCAGAAUGCGGCGCAAAUCAUGGUGACGAGAUUGCCUUUGUAUUUGGUUUGGAGACCUGGUAUCCAAAAGAUGUCAAUAUCAAUCAAUACGAGAGAAAAUUAUCUUCCAAAAUGAUGACCUUUUGGACAAACUUUGCUAAAACCGGGAACCCGAACCAAGAAGGAAAACACGAAUGGCCAGCAUACAAUAAGACCAGUACAAAUUUUAUGGUUUUAGGUGAAUAUAGAAAUUCAUCUGUGAAUAAUUUUCAUGACAGAAUGAGUUUUUGGAAUAAGGAUGUUCCGCGGUUAGUUUCAGAUUGCAAGAAAGCGUCACAGAGCGGAAAUGGAACACAUAAUGCAAACAUAGAAAACACGUUCGGAUAA
This is a messenger RNA of Mytilus trossulus (common blue mussel), 1830 nucleotides long. Its product is annotated as cocaine esterase-like. Bases 1 to 1830 code for a protein of 609 amino acids. The record is from RefSeq and is a predicted model, not a curated record. The transcript has 3 exons. NCBI's taxonomy places the organism in Eukaryota, Metazoa, Mollusca, Bivalvia, Mytilida, Mytilidae.